AUGGGGCUUAUCUACGUUGAUGACAUAAUAGUGACUGGAAAUGAUUCAAAGCAGCUACAACUAUUUACUUCCAAACUAAACAAAACUCUUGCACUCAAAGACCUAGGAGCUUUAAGCUACUUUCUUGGAAUAGAAGUUGUUCGCGAUUCAUCAGGCAUGUAUCUGUCUCAAGAGAAAUAUGUCACCGAAAUGUUAAAGAAAUUCAACAUGGUAAACUUGAAACCAUGUCCAACUCCUAUGACAGUUGGAAAAUCGAUGUUUAUUGAAGAUGGUGAGUUGCUGAAAGAUCCAACACUUUACAGAAGCCUCAUUGGUGGAAUGCAGUACCUUGCACACACUCGACUAGACAUAUCAUUUUCAGUGAAUAAGCUAAGUCAAUUCUUAAAGGCUCCAACAACCACGCAUUGGUCUGCUGUCAAAAGGAUACUCAGGUACUCAAAGGGAAACAUACAUCACGGACUGCACAUCAAAUACAGUGAGAGACUCACUUUAACUAGCUUUUCAGAUGCCGACUGGGCCUGCUGCCCUGAUGACAGAAAAUCUGUUGCUGGCUAUUGCAUUUUCUUUGGAGAUACACUUAUUUCCUUGUCCUCUAAAAAACAGACUGUUGUUGCCAGGUCUAGCACAUAA
This is a messenger RNA of Humulus lupulus (European hop), 630 nucleotides long. RefSeq lists its product as uncharacterized. The transcript has a single exon. The coding region runs from base 1 to 630 and encodes 209 amino acids. NCBI's taxonomy places the organism in Eukaryota, Viridiplantae, Streptophyta, Magnoliopsida, Rosales, Cannabaceae. The record is from RefSeq and is a predicted model, not a curated record.